Molecule: messenger RNA, 1620 nt
Organism: Adineta steineri
Lineage: Eukaryota; Metazoa; Rotifera; Eurotatoria; Adinetida; Adinetidae
Source: the annotation of a GenBank genome assembly
AUGACAGCCAAUCCAAAACCAUUAUUAAUUGUUGCUAAAUGUGCCUUAUGUUCAACUAAAACGGAACUAUUUGUGUGUCCACAUUGUGAUGAAGUUAUAUGUCAAAUAUGUGUUAAUAAACAUCGAUCAGAAUUAAAUGAAACACUUAAAGAACACUGGUUAAAAUGUAAAACAAAAUUUCAGAAUUUAUGUCAUCUAACAAAUACAUAUGAUAAAGAUUUCGUUGUUGUUGAGAAUGAAGUUGAUCGAAUACGACAAAUGAUUGAGCAACGUUAUUUAGAUUUUGUUCAAUUAAUUGAUAGUGAAAAGAAUACUUUAUUAAUAAAAAUAGAAGACUAUAUUAGAUCAACAACAUCAAAUGUUAAACAUGCCGAUAUUCAACAAUUAUUUAAAUCAGUUAAUCAACGACUUGAAGAGAUUUUUCAAGGUUCAAAUACGUCAUACAAUGCAGAUGAUUUUCUUUUGGAAAUAGAACAUUUAAAUAUGCAGAUUAAUAAUCGAGAGAAACUAAUACAACAUGAUACAUUUAAAUAUCCUUAUUUAACCCCUUCAAAAUCAUUAAUCAUAUCCAAUGUAUUCGGUGAAUUACAAUGGAAUUCUAAACCAAUGACAAAUCGUGAUUUAUCUCGACCUUCAACUACUACAAUAAAUGGACAUACUUCUAAUACUAAUAAUGAUAGAAUACAAGAUGAAUCGUUAAGUAUAUCAGAAGAUGAUAUAAUAUCAACACCUGUCAUGCGAAAACAAAAACAAUGGUCAACUGAUGCUUCAGGUGUACCACAUUUUUUAUGUAUACUUUCAAAAAAAAAUUAUCUUCUUUUUGCCUGUGAUAAAUAUGGUUGUAUUGAUUUAUAUCAACUUGAUGGAAAUGAUCCAAGUAAUACACCACGUCAUUUACGUCAAUUUGAUUUAUUUCCUGGUAAUAGUACCAGUCAAAAACCACAAAUUAUCGAAGCUUUUACUGUUUAUACACCAUUUAUUGUUGUUUCCGCUCAUUUAAGUGAUCAAACAGAUACAAGUUCAGUUUAUUUUUUUGAUCAUCGUGGUAGUCAACAAGCUGAUACUUGUUUACAAAAUUUUCCUGUUCGACAACUUUCAGCUGAUAUUGGUUUUAAAUGUUUAUGGGGUGUUGAUCGUCAUCAACAUUCAGUUUAUUAUAAUCAACUACCAAUGAAUGUUAGUCAAAUUCAACAAUCAAUUGAACACCGUGAAGAUUUUAUUAAAUUUGGACGAGAUUUUGAACCUAUUAGAAUAACACAAAAUCAAACAUCAAUUGCAGUUGUUGAACGUAAUUCUCAAAGUGUACACAUAUUUGAUAAACAAACAAAAGAACAAAUUGAUGAAAUACAAAAUCUUUUACGUACAGAAGGAACAUUUCGUCUAUGGAAUGUUUUACUUCGUGAUGAUAAUUCAAUGGUACUUAAAUUAGAUGAAGAUUUACCUCCAUAUAGUCGUCCACAAACAAUUCAUCAUCUUAUUGUUGAAUUAGAUUCAAAUGGUAUACCAAUAGCACAAAUAGAACGUACUGCUGUUUAUGGUCUUACUAUUGGACCAAAUCAAGAAAUAUUACUUGGUUGUAAACGACAUCAACAGAAUGGUUCAAUUGAAUGUUAUAUCUAG